This is a messenger RNA of Chenopodium quinoa (quinoa), 3363 nucleotides long. RefSeq lists its product as uncharacterized. Gene Ontology annotation, cellular component: late endosome membrane; Mon1-Ccz1 complex; lysosomal membrane. The transcript has 16 exons. Gene Ontology annotation, biological process: regulation of autophagy. The record is from RefSeq and is a predicted model, not a curated record. Lineage: Eukaryota; Viridiplantae; Streptophyta; Magnoliopsida; Caryophyllales; Amaranthaceae. Bases 960 to 3143 code for a protein of 727 amino acids. Gene Ontology annotation, molecular function: protein binding.
UUUGGGUUUUUUUUUUUUCGAGGGAGUGUUAUAAUCCAUCUUUCAACUUUUUUUGUGGUAUUAUUUUGCAAUAUUUCCUAAAAUGAUAGAAAUGACUAAUGAUGUGAACUUAUACCGUAUACUUUGAUCAGAAAUCUAGUAAUUAGUUUCAAGCUGCUUAAGGCCUUCAACUCAACUCUAUUGUGUGCACCAGAAGAACAAAAAAUACUUAACCUCCAUUGUCAUCUCUCUCAAUCGAUCUUUCUGCUUUUCCUAAUUUUCCAAGUUUUAGAAAACAUCUUUAUUUAGGUAUGCAUCCAUGAAGCCAUGAAGGAAAAGAAGACUACAUCAAUAUUGCAGCGCAUCUUUGUCAAUUGUAGUGCACAGGAGUUGAACUGCCAUCUUUGAGGGCGCUUCUGGUUCAUUAGUAAAGGGUACUGGCAGCUUCAGGCUGGGUAGAGGGGUCGGGAUGGCUUACAGAGGGUGAUGACUGAUGGUGAAUGGUGAUAGUACGCUCUCUGUGAAUCAAGUGGUGUUAGAUGACAGAAUUAUGUAAAAUCAAAUAGCCAAGUUGCAGGAAUUAAGAUCUUUGAGGGACGGGAGUGAAGGGAAUGCUGGCAAUCAGAAGGGAUUAUUGAUGAAGUGCAAAGAAUUAUGGAAGCUGUGUUGCAGUGAAGAUUCCAGAAGUUGAACAUAAUAUGUGCGUGAAAGAAUUUUGUGCUCUGAAGAAUUGUAUGCAGAACGUGCUUAAAGGCAAGCCUUAGUGUGGCAAAUUGAUUGAUCAGUGGGGCAAAUCUGGAGUUGCGACCAAUAGCUUUUGUAGUUGAUUUAAGAGACCACUUCAAAGGAGCUAUACGUGAUUGUUGUGUAUACCAAAAUACAUACUUAGGCUCUCAAUUCGUUUCUUUUUCAUAGUGAUCCUUGGUUAUCUAUACACAGAAAGCCGAACAAUUUUAGGGAACAAGAGAGGGCAUAUUAAUAUGAACAGCGAAGCAUCAAGUUCUCAAGCCAGUAUUGGCUUAAGUGGGUCAGGUGCUUUGUCACAUGUUUAUAUUCAGUAUCCCCCUUUGAAAUGCAGCUUCCCAGGUUCAAAGGGCUUAUUCUAUGAUGAUGGGAAUAAGUUAUUGCUAUCCCCAACAUCUGAUCAGGUUAUUUCGUGGAAAGUUGCACCUUUUGAGCCUAAUGUUGAACGUACAUCUGAUUCCGUAAGCGAAGGUCCUGUAUUAUCUGUUCGCUACUCUCUAGAUAAUAAGAUUAUAGCAAUUCAGCGGUCAAGCCAUGAGAUUCAAUUUUGGAACAAGGAAAAAGGCAACUCGUAUAGCCACAGGUGUAAGCCCGAGUCAGAGAAGAUACUGGGGUUUUUUUGGACAGAUUCCUCUGCUUGUAAUUUUGUACUUGUGAAGACUAGUGGGCUGGACAUGUUAACUUAUGAUUCUGAAUCACAAAAUAUUCAACUUAUCGAAUCCAAGCGUGUAAAUGUGAAUUGGUACAUCUACACACAUGAAAGUCGUCUUGUUCUCCUUGCUUCAGGGAUGCAAUGCAAGAGUUUUACUGGAUUCCAGCUCUCAUCUGCUGGAAUUAUUCGCUUGCCAAAGUUUGAAAUGCUGAUGGCCAAGUCUGUGGCCAAUAGUAAGCCAAUCCUAGCUGCCCAAGAUGUCCACAUAAUCACGGUUUAUGGAAGAAUAUACUGCUUACAAGUUGAUAGAGUGGCCAUGCUGCUCCAUUGCUAUAGAUUUUAUCGUGAUGCUGUUGUACCACAGGGCUCUUUACCCGUUUAUUCCAGCAAGGUUUCUGUGAGUGUGGUUGAUAAUGUAUUGCUGGUUCAUCAAGUGGAUGCAAAGGUUGUCAUACUGUAUGACCUUUUUGCAGAGUCUAGGGCGCCAGUAUCUGCUCCACUUCCGCUGCUUUUAAGGGAUUAUCCUAGAGCAAGUAUGUCUUCUACCUCUAGUCCUUGUAGCAAAGGUGAUGGACAUUCAGAGCCGAAACCAGUUGAUGAAGAUGAGACAACAAUUUACAGAGGUGGAUGGACAUUUUUUAAUCCAGAUCUUAUAUGUGAUACCAGUAGCGGACUAUUGUGGAAAAUCCAUUUGGACUUGGAUUCUAUAUCUGCUAGUAGCUCAGACGUACCCUCCGUACUAGAAUUUCUUCAGAGACGGAAGUUAGAAGCCAAUAAGGCUAAGCAAUUAUGUUUGGAUUUAGCAAGGACUAUAAUAUUGGAGCAUAGGGCAGUGGGUAUUGUUGCACAAUCAAUGGAUGUUCUUAUGACUUCUUAUUCCCGUGCAAUUAAGACGGGCAAUUACUUCAAGGGGAUAAUAGCUGAUAAAAUUCUUUCUUUUGAUGUCCAAACUGCCCAUAACCCUAGACCUGCCACUGAUGAAUUCUCCAGAGGAGAUUCAAGUGGAGGACCUAUUAAAAUGGACUCCUCUGUGAUCCCUGAUGAAUAUACUAGAUCUUCAACAAUUUCACAUUCAGAAAGUUCUGGUACAAAGAUUCAGCAAUCGUCCUUAGAGUCUGAAGUUCCUGGUCCCAGUAGUGUCCCAUUGGAUGCUAAUAAUCUAGAGCAGCAAGAAUCUCAGAUCACCACUGCUGCCAUUUCUCCUGAUGAGCUAUACCGCUUUGUAUUUUCUUCUGUAGAUGAAGAGAUGACUGGGGAUCCUGCUUAUUUGGUUGCUAUCCUUGUUGAGUUCCUUCGCAGUGCUACACUGGAAAGAAUCAGAGAGUAUCCAAGUUUGUAUGUUCUGAUGAUUCAAUUGCUAGCACGAGGUGGGCGAUUUGGAGAACUGGGCUUGUUCGUCAUUGAUAAGAUUAUUGAACCUUCAAAAGAAGUUGCUUAUCAACUACUAGAAUCUGGCCGUCAGCAUCCUCCAACAAGGAAGCUUGGAAUAGACAUGCUUAGGCAGCUAUUAUUGCAUCAUGAUUAUGUACUGUCACUGCUGCAGGAUGGAUACUAUCUUGAAGCCUUACGCUAUGCGCGUAAAUACAAGGUUGUCACUGUCCAGCCAUCUUUAUUUCUUGAAGCAGCCUAUGUCUCAAAUGAUUCUCAACAUCUGGCCUCAGUUUUAAGAUUUUUUUCAGACUUCAUGCCUGGCUUCAAAAACACAUCAGAUCAUGCUACAUAUGGCGAGAUUCUGCGCCAGAUGAAUUCUCCUUGCGUAGGUGCUUAGUUGCUUAUGUUCUCUUUAUCAACGAGUAGCCUCAGCAACAGGACAUAAUGAUGUUUAAGCUACAAAUUGUUGAUGAAUGAUGAUGAUGUAUUUAUGGUAUACCCAAAAACAAAAAGCUGAUGACUUAUAUAGUAUGUAUAAGCGACAGGUUUUGGAGGAGGAACACUGCUCGGUAAAAAUAGAUUGAGUUCAUUAUUUUUACAAAUUUGUUUUUGAGCAA